Messenger RNA from Rotaria sordida, 1554 nucleotides. NCBI's taxonomy places the organism in Eukaryota, Metazoa, Rotifera, Eurotatoria, Philodinida, Philodinidae. The record is from the annotation of a GenBank genome assembly.
AUGUUAUUACAUGAUUCAUAUUUUCUUUCUUCAAAUGCAACAAUAAAUAAAACAUAUGAUACAGUAACAAUAGCAUAUUCACCAUUAUUUCAUUCAAGAUUUACAUUGAUUAUAAGUAUAUUUGGUUUUUUUUUUAAUCUGAUAUGUUGUAUUAAAAUUUGGUUUAUUAUUUAUCAAUAUCAAAAACGAAAACUAAAUAGAAUUCAACAAAAACAAUCACAAGAAUCGAUACACAUAUUAUCACAUAAAAAAUAUCGUUUUCUUUUUAUAUUAACAAGUAAUGAUAUUCUUUUAUGUUUUUCAUCAAUAAUAAGUUGUUUGGAUGAACAAUAUUUUUUUCAAUCAUUUCUUGCUCGUCAUCAUUUAUGUUCUGCUCAUAUUUUAUUAUGGAAAUUUACUCUACAUUUUGUACCCUUAUUAAUUAUAGUCAUAUUAUGUCGUUAUCAUUAUAUAUUAAGUAAAGAAUUUCAAGUUAAAUCAUCACAUUUAUCUACAUUAAAACAAUUAUUAUGUACAGAUUUAAGUAUUUUAAUACCAUUUGUACUUGCAUUAGCAUGGUCAGUAGAUGGUUUAUGGCUAUGGGGUGUUGCAAAUAUAAAAGAUUAUAUUGUUCCUCCUUCAUCAUCAAUGAUUGAGAAUCAAUAUGGAAAUGAAACUAAGAAUAUAACUAUAUAUAAUUCGAUGAAUAAAACUAAUAUAAAUAUGACUUCCAUAGAUUCAAAUUUAUUAUCAAUAAAAUCAGAAGAUCCAUAUGAUAAUAAUCAUUAUUUAAUGGAACAAAAAAAAAUAUGUUAUUUACAAACAAAUCAUAAUUUUAAUUUUACUGUUCGACUUGUACAUUUAAUACAAGCUGAUUUUCUUCUUCUAUUUUCCUUACAUUUAACUGCUCUUGUUCUUGAAACAGUUUUACAUAUUCGUUUAUGCUGUUGUAUAAUAACUAGAAAAGUUACAUCAUCAUUUACUCAUGAACGACAAAUCUGUAUUUAUAUACUUUAUAUAUUUACAACAGUAACAUUAACAUCAAUACCAUUUUAUUGUUAUCGUGCAAUUGAAAUAAUAUUUGAUACUCAAUUAAUAUCAAUAAAUAAUGAAAUUAUGAAUAGUCGUAUAUUUUCUCAAAUAUUAUUAUUUGGUACAUGUUUUAAACCAUUAUUAUUUUUUAUAUUAUUUUGUCCAUCAUCAAUUUUAUUUAAAUUAAAAUGUUAUUCAACAUGUUAUUCAUCAGAAAAUUUUCAAAUAAUGGAACAAAAUAAACAAAUAUUAUCACCAUCUAAUAAUCAAAUUCGUUUAAGUCAAAGACAACCAAUAAUUUCUUCACGACAUCAUCGUUAUUCAUUAUUUAUGGGAUCAUCAUGUUAUCCAAAAUUUCAUUCAAAAUUACGAACUCAAUCAAAUCAGGAUUUAUCAACAAGUCAUCUUCGUCAAGAUUCUGUAGCAAAUUCUGAACAUUAUUAUAGUUGGUUACAAUUAACUCAUUCAAUUAUUGUUAAUAAUAAUAAUAAUAAUAAUAAUAAUAAUAAUACUAAUGUAGCAUCGAAUAUGAAAUUCGUAUAA